Messenger RNA from Quercus robur (English oak), 4032 nucleotides. RefSeq names its product receptor-like protein 7. The transcript has 2 exons. Lineage: Eukaryota; Viridiplantae; Streptophyta; Magnoliopsida; Fagales; Fagaceae. Gene Ontology annotation, molecular function: protein binding. Bases 460 to 3687 code for a protein of 1075 amino acids. The record is from RefSeq and is a predicted model, not a curated record.
UUGAUUUGCCGUGCCAAACCCGAGUGGCUUUUGGUCUUCCAAGACUUCAGCCACAGGUCUAAAAGGCCACUUUCAUGGGUCUUUAGUCUUCACACUACAAAACCAAAGACUAAUCAUCAAUAAAGUAAACUAUCCUAAGCCUUGGUUAAUAAGAUUCCAAUAGAAAAAAAUUGUAGGCAGGCAAAAUUUUUAGGAAUUAUUUGUAGAAAUCAGUAGCAAUGAUUGACAACAUUGCCUACGCUAGAGCCACCGUGUUGAAUACGAAGCUCGUCAGAAAUUAUCCUCAUUAUUCCAAUCAAAGAAAAGUUGCUGUCAUUUACCUCCCAUUCUACACUGUUGACUGCUGUGCCAAACCCGAGUGGUUUUUGGUCUUCCGAGACUUGAGCCACAGCUCAAAAAUGCUAUAAGUAAAUUCCAAAGCUAGAGAUUAAUAUCAUCACCUCUUCUAUUCUUGAUUGUAUGAGUGUUUCUUAUUACAACCUCCCGAUGAAAAUUCCAUUCUUUUCUUGGUUCUUCUUGAUACCAAUAUGCUCACUUUUUGUCAACUUUCCUGUCUUUGUGGUGUCUAGCCAAUGUCGUGGUGAUCAGCGAUCCUAUUUGCUCGAUAUGAAGAAAAACCUCUUAUUAUUUACUGAUUUGUCCACAAAACUGGUGCGUUGGAAUGAAAGUACUGAUUGUUGUUCGUGGGAGGGGGUCACUUGCAAUGGGGGACUUGUUGUUGGCCUCAACUUGGCCAGCGAAUCAAUCUCUGGCGGACUUGGCAAUUCAAAUAGCCUUUUCCGCUUGCAGUAUCUCCAAAACCUGAAUUUGGCUUAUAACAGAUUCCUCGGUUCUCCAAUUCCUCCAAAGUUUGGAAAUCUGAUGAAUUUGAGGUAUUUAAACCUAUCACAUGCUAGCUUUGGGGGGCAGAUUCCCAUUGAGAUUUCACGUCUCACAAGGUUGGUUUCUCUCGACUUGUCUGAUUAUAGUGGGCUGACACUUGAGAACCCAGAUUUAGCUUCGUUAGUUCACAACCUUACGUGGCUUACGGAACUUUAUUUGGAUGGUGUAAAUAUAUCAUCUCAAGGGAAUGAGUGGUGCCAGGCCGUAUCAUCUUCACUCCCAAAUCUAAGGGUGUUGAGCAUGUCAGGUUGUAAUCUUCAGGGGCCUCCGGAUUCCUCCUUACUCAAGCUUCAGUCUCUCUCAAUUAUUCAUCUCGAUGAUAACAAUUUUUCUGCUCCAGUUCCAGAAUUUUUUUCCUAUUUCAGAAAUUUAUCAUCCUUGUGUCUCAGUAACUGUGGAUUGAAUGGACAAUUUCCGAAAAAGAUCUUCCAGUUUCCAACAUUGGAGACGAUUGACUUAUCAUAUAAUGAACUUGGCGGUUCUUUGCCUGAAUUUCAUCCAAAUGGUUCUCUUCAGUCACUGGUGCUUACCAAUACAACCUUUUCAGGGACACUUCCUGAUUCUAUUGGCAACCUUAAAAGGUUGUCCAAAAUAGAUCUCUCAGGGUGCAACUUCUCUGGAUCUAUCCCAAAUUCCAUGGUAAAUCUUACUCAAUUGGUUCAUUUGGACUUAUCAAUAAACAGCUUCACUGGAUCUAUCCCAAAUUCCAUGGCAAAUCUUACUCAAUUGGUUCAUUUGGACUUAUCAUCAAACAGCUUCACCGGACCAGUUCCAACAUUCAACAUGGCAAAGAAUCUGGAGAAGAUAGAUCUUUCUGAUAAUCAUUUGACAGGUCAAUUUACUUUCAGUCACUGGAAAGAGCUUCCACGUCUAAUGGACCUUCGUUUGUCCAACAACAAAUUGUCCGGUCAAAUCCAUGAAUUUUCCAAUUUUUCCUCCCUGUUGGGUUACCUCGAUUUGAGUAGGAACUAUUUGGAAGGGCCCAUACCCACUUCUAUUGGUGAACUCCAAUAUCUUAGGAACGUAUUUCUUUCUUCAAAUAAUUUUAAUGGCUCCUUUAGCCUUAAUGUGUUUCAGCAGUGUAUAGAACUUGAUCUUUCUGACAAUAACUUGUUGAUUGAAUAUAAUGGAACGAAUUUUUCAUUAUAUCCUAUGGAGUCAUUGCGAUUGGCUUCUCUCAAGUUAAAAACAUUUCCUAGUUUCUUGAGAAACCAAACCAGUUUAAUCACUCUGGACCUUUCAAGUAACCAGAUACAUGGAGAGAUACCCAACUGGAUUUGGGAACUUGGCCUUUUUCUUUUAAAUCUCUCCUAUAACUACCUUGAAGGACCUCUACUCAAUAUUUCAUCAAUAGAUGUACUAGACCUUCGGUCUAACCAAUUCCAAGGGCAACUCCCAACUCCCUCACCCUCUUGUUUGUAUCUGGACUUGUCAUUGAAUAAUUUUAGCUCUGUUAUACCAGCUGGCAUUGGUAACUCUCUUUCUAGGACUAAAUUCUUAUCUCUUUCAAGCAAUAAACUCUAUGGGCAUAUCCCUAAAGCAAUAUGCAAUGCUAUAUCUCUUGAAAUUCUAGAUCUGUCUAAUAAUUCCUUGAGUGGCACAAUUCCCCACUGCCUCAUUGCAAUGAGUGAAACUCUAAAGAUUCUAAAUCUAAGGAGAAACAACCUCAUUGGCAAAAUAUCAGAUGUAUUUCCAAGCAAUUGUGGUUUACAAACUUUGAGUCUCAAUAGAAACCUACUAGAAGGGAUGGUACCAAGUUCUCUUGCCAAUUGCAUAAAUUUGGGGUUAUUGGACAUUGGGAACAACCGGAUACAAGAUGAGUUCCCAUGUCACUUGAAAGACAUAUCCAGUUUGCGCGUCCUUAUCUUGAGAUCAAACAAAUUUUAUGGUUCUGUUGGUUGUGGAGGGCUGAAUGCAACCUGGUCGAUACUUCAAAUUGUAGACCUUGCUUCAAAUAACUUUAGUGGUAAGUUAUCAAUAAAAUCCUUCGCUAACUCAAAGGCAAUGAUAGCUAAUAAUGAAGUCCAGUUACUCUAUUACCUCCAUUUUGUGGAUAGUGGAAUAACGUUAUUCUUUGAUGGAUUCCUAACAAGGUACUCAAACAUCAUGGAAGUGUAUUAUCAAGAUGCAAUAGCAAUUUUCAUUAAGGGUCUAGAGAGGGAAUUCGUGAAGAUUUUGUCUCUUCUGACUUCAAUUGACCUUUCAUGCAACAAUCUUGAUGGGCCAAUACCAGAAGAAAUAGAAGUACUUAAAUCGUUGUAUGCUCUCAACUUGUCACACAAUGCUUUCACAGGCCGAAUCCCACCAUCUCUAGGAAAAUUAAGUCAACUUGAGUCAUUGGACUUGUCAAGCAACAAGCUUACCGGUGGGAUACCUAUGCAACUUGCAGAUAGUCUCACUUUCCUAUCAGUCUUAAACCUUUCGUUUAAUCAAUUGGUUGGGCCAAUUCCAUAUAUCAAGCAAUUUGCAACAUUUUCAGAAGAUUCCUAUGAAGGGAACAAAGGAUUAUGUGGGCAACCUUUGAAGGCAGAAUGCGGACCUGCAGACAGAAGACCGCCAGCUCCAUUUGAAGAUACUCACUCAAAAUCCAGGCCUUUGAUUGACUGGAAUUACCUGUGUGUUGAACUGGGAUUUGUUUUCGGCUUUGGGAUGGUCAUUGGGCCGCUUGUGCUUUGGAAGAGGUGGAGGAUACGGUAUUACAAACACGCUGAUGACAUUUUUUUCAGGAUCUUUCCUCAGCUGUACCUUAGGUGGGAAAAAAACCAUCAAGUCCAACGACAUAGGAUUCGAAUGCAGAGGCACUAAUGUUUAUUCGAUGCGAGCUUUGUCAGUGGUCAGUGGAAGUUUUACUCCUCUCAAGCAAUUUCGUCACCUUGAUGUUCCAUGAUAUCAACAGAAAGGUUGCUUGGCUCUGUAACAUGUGAUGCAGAAUAACGUGUUGGAGUUGUUAAUUAUCCUUAGUUUAAUAAUUUUUCAUGCAACAGCUUUUUAUUUAUUACCUUUAUUAGUAUUGUUGUUAAAGUAAGGGACAUGAGAUUGUUGCCUAUACCAAGAAUGAAUUUCUGACUAUAUGGUGUGCAAUGAAUUUUCUGAAGUUGGGGAGCUUGUCCAUGUUUUCAUCUUUUGAUGAAAAGUACUGGUUUUCAGUAA